Molecule: messenger RNA, 1612 nt
Organism: Ceratotherium simum simum (southern white rhinoceros)
Lineage: Eukaryota; Metazoa; Chordata; Mammalia; Perissodactyla; Rhinocerotidae
Gene: PROSER2
Product: proline and serine rich 2
Source: RefSeq, a predicted model, not a curated record
GGGGCUGACCGGCUAGCAGGCGGCGCGAGGGCUCCGGGUGGCCGUCCAGGUGGGCACUUGCGGUCCCCCAGGAGGGGACUCCCGCCGGAGUAAUCCACGACUUUGGAAUGGGAGCCUGGCCCCUUCCCCACUUCCUGUGAUCACGCCGGCGGCCGAGGUCUCUGUGGGGAUGCCGAUAUACCACCAGAAAGCAGACUCUUCGGAGAUGGACUCUGACUUGUCACCCAGCUGCGGGCUCAGCGACCUGAGCAGAGGGGGCAGUUUGGAGAGCCGAAGUAGCAGUUCGCGCUCCAGAAGUUUCACUUUGGAUGAUGAGAGCCUGAAGUACCUCACCCACGAGGAAAAGGACGUCAUCCUGUUUUUUGAAGAGACCAUUGAUUCCCUGGAAGAUGACUUUGAGGAGCCAGACCUGUGUGACAGCGGUGUGCACUGCCACUCUCUGCGGUCUCUGGAAGAGGGCACUUCCAGUCACUCCGAGCCAGAAGAUGUCAUCGAUUUAGUGCAGCCGGGACCUGCCGCUGGGGAGCCCGAGUGCCUUCCGGAUGGGACCGAGGCAGCGGGGGCUGGACCUGUUGGAAAGGAAGACAUUCCUGAUCUUGAGUGCAGGAAGCAAGAUGCUGAGAAUUCUCCUUCUCCAGACUCCACGGUCCCAGAGGCCCCUCCUCUGUCGCCUUCCCUGCCUGUCCCCGCAGCUCCAGCCCACUCCAGGAAAGAGCUGCUCUCUCCUUCUCCUCCAGCAGAGCACCCGAAACUACCCCGCUCGGUGCCGACCCCACUUGUCAUCGCCCAGAAAAUUUCCGAGAAGUUGGCAGGAAAUGAAGCGCUUUCACCCACAUCCCCCUCGAAGGAGGGCAGGGCUGCAGAACGGAGGACACUGGCUUCUGGAGCCCCUCGAAAUGGAGACCACUUGCUGUGGCACAGACAGAUGACACAGCCUGCACCCAAGAUCCACCGCUUCCCGAGCAACAUCAGCGUGACCAACAGCUCGGGGAAGGAGUUCAGCAAGACCAUCUCCAAAGCGGCCGUCAAUGUGCGGGAGCGGAAAGCCCAGGUCUUGGCCAACAUUAAUGGUGUCUCUUUCCUCACCAUGGGAGAGACGGAGAUUGCCCCCAAGGGUGAUCUCACUGAGCAGAGGGGCACGCGUGACCAGAGCAAGCCAGGCCCCUUCCAGGAAGCCGUAUUCUUGCGGGCAGGAAGGCAGACCAGUGGUCAGCAGUCCAGAGGCGUGCAGACAGAACAGUCCCCACCAUUGGCCAAUGGCUUCCAGAGCAUCCACGAUGUCCUGAAGAGUGAGCCUGGCGCCUUUGUCUCUCCUGGAAAAACUGUCACCUUCCGUCCGGACCCAGCGCUUCCCAGUAAACUUGCGCGCCAGAACGCCACCAAGAGCUUUUAUGAGCACCGGCAGCCGGACUGCAGCCAGGACGCUAGGAAGCGGUCGGGUUCGCUCCCCAGGGCCGUGGGGUUCAGGCCCCAGGGCAUCACCGUGCAGUUCUCUGGCCGAGGCUCCACGGAGGAAGCCCGACGGGAGGCCCUGCGGAAGCUCGGCCUCCUGAAAGAGAACUUGUGAUGGAGAGUGGGCAGGGAGCUGGAGCAGGCGUGAUGGCCCGGUGUG